Silurus meridionalis is the source of this 6243-nucleotide messenger RNA. It is a transcript of the gene slc8a4b, whose product is annotated as solute carrier family 8 member 4b. Gene Ontology annotation, cellular component: sarcolemma; postsynapse; axon. The record is from RefSeq and is a predicted model, not a curated record. The coding region runs from base 648 to 3398 and encodes 916 amino acids. The transcript is spliced from 10 exons. Lineage: Eukaryota; Metazoa; Chordata; Actinopteri; Siluriformes; Siluridae. Gene Ontology annotation, biological process: sodium ion transmembrane transport; calcium ion import across plasma membrane; cell communication. Gene Ontology annotation, molecular function: calcium:sodium antiporter activity.
ACACACUCUCUCUCUCUCUCUCUCUCUCACACACACACACACACACACACAUCUCCCACUCCGUUCAGUUUCAGUGUCUGCAGUUCCUGAUUCUCUUCUCUGAGCUUGAAGCUCUCCAAGGCACAGGCAUUUGCAUAAGUUAUUAUCGGCUAUAAAGGAGCGACAGGAGCGUUCACUCAGCUGAUGAAGGAGACAGGCUGAGCGCGUAAUUCGCAUCGAGAGGGUGCCGUAAAUUAUUCUCAGAGUCUGCGAUCGAUUCUGAAUCGGAUGAGAAUCCUUUUUUUUUUGCCCUACUGCUUCAUACCGUAGUGUUCGGGAAACUAGCUCCAGAUAACUAAAGCCAUGGACCCCAACAGCGUGCGUUUCCUCUAGAGACAGCAGGACCCGAACCGACAGACAGGUGCAUCCCUCACCUCGGAGCUCUCCUGUGGAUUAUCUCUGACCUGAUUCAGUGGGUUAAGGAAGCCUACCUAUUGACAGAGAAAGAAAUUCCAGCCAUGACUGUCUAGCACCAGGUUUCUGUCACCAAGUCACCAGAUAGACCACAACAAAGCCAUUACCUUGUGGAACUUUGGUUUCUGUCAGACCAGCAGUGGCUCACACAAAGAAGAUCAACAGCUGCUCUGGAGAUCUGAUCAUCCUGAACCAUGCAUCUCAGCCCCCGAACCCUCUGUUUCCUUUUCCCUUUCCUUUUUCUUAUCUCUUUCUCUGUCCCAUCUAAUGCUGGCUCCCAUGACCUAACCUCUUCCAGAGCCAACUGUUCUCAAGGCGAUGUCUGCACUGAGGGAGUGAUUUUACCAGUGUGGAACCCCCAAAAUCCCUCAGUGGGUGACAAGGUGGCUCGUGCCAUUGUCUACUUUGUAGCCAUGGUGUAUAUGUUCCUAGGGAUGUCGAUUAUUGCAGAUCGCUUUAUGUCUUCGAUCGAGGUAAUCACCUCCCAAGAAAAAGAAAUCACCAUCAAGAGACCCAAUGGUGAGACCUGCACGGCAACAGUGCGCAUCUGGAAUGAGACCGUCUCCAACUUAACCCUUAUGGCUCUUGGAUCUUCAGCUCCUGAGAUCCUGCUUUCAGUCAUCGAGGUGUGUGGGCACAAUUUUGAGGCUGGAGAUCUUGGCCCAAGCACCAUAGUGGGAAGCGCUGCCUUUAACAUGUUUGUCAUCAUUGGCCUCUGCGUUUAUGUGGUGCCUGAUGGUGAGACCAGGAAGGUCAAGCACCUGCGAGUCUUCUUUGUGACAGCGGCAUGGAGUGUAUUUGCCUAUGUUUGGCUCUAUGUCAUCCUCUGUGUGGUGUCCCCUGGCGAGGUGGCGAUCUGGGAGGCUGUGCUCACCUUCCUAUUUUUCCCCGUGUGCGUAGUGCAGGCGUGGAUUGCUGAUCGGCGCCUCUUCUUCUACAAGUACAAUCGCAAGCACUAUCGUGUCGACAAAAGCCACGGCAUUGUGGUGGAAACAGAAGGGGAUGAAACAGCGAAAGAGACAGCCUUCAAUAAAAUGGACAUUUUGGAGCUUGAUGGCAUGGCAGCUCACCUGGAUGGAAUGCUGGGGGGAGAGGAUGGACUUGGAGGACGUGAUCAUGAGGACGAGGCCAGAAGAGAUAUGGCCAAGACACUAAAAGAGCUCAAGCAGAGACAUCCAGAUAAAGACAUGGAGCAACUUAUAGAGAUGGCCAACUAUCAGGUGCUGAUGCAGCAGCAGAAGAGCCGAGCAUUUUAUCGCAUUCAAGCGACACGGAUGAUGACCGGAGCAGGAAACAUUCUGAAGAAGCAUGCAGCUGAUCAGGCCCGGAAGGUGGUGAGCAGUGGAGAGACGAGGGAGCAGGAGGACGAUCCCUACACCACAUGCCUGGAGUUUGAACCUGCACUCUACCAGUGCUUUGAAAACUGUGGCCUGCUAAAACUCACAGUAGUGAGACAUGGGGGAGAUGCAGGGUGCACUGUAAAGGUUGACUUUCGGACAGAAGACGGCACUGCCAAUGCUGGCUCUGAUUAUGAAUUUGCUGAGGGCACUUUGGUGUUCAAGCCUGGAGAGACCCUUAAAGAACUGACUGUGGGCAUAAUCGAUGAUGACAUCUUUGAAGAGGACGAGUAUUUCUACGUGCACCUGAGCAACCCACGCAUUGUGGGUGGGACUGAUGGUCAUGUGCUGGAUGGGGCUGCUCCGGCUCUGAAGGCAGCUCUGGGUGAGGCUCACACGGCCACGGUGACCAUCUACGAUGAUGACCAUGCUGGAAUUUUCACAUUUGAGAGCGAGUCGACACGGGUCAGUGAGAGUGUGGGCAUCAUGCAGGUGAAGGUCCAGAGGACAUCUGGAGCUCGGGGUCUUGUCGCUGUCCCAUACCGCACUAUUGAUGGUACGGCCCGUGGUGGAGAAGACUAUGAGGAGACUGCUGGAAAACUGGAGUUCAAAAAUGAUGAGACCAUGAAGAUUAUUGAAGUAAAGAUCAUUGAUGAUGAGGAGUAUGAGAAAAACAAAAGCUUCAUUAUUGAAUUGGGCGAGCCGCUUCUUCUGGAGAUUGGACAGAAACAUGGUGAUUCCAAUGAGAACAAGCCAGCUGUGGGAGCAGAGGAAGAAGUAGCUAAGAUGGGAUGUCCCAGUCUGGGAGACCACACCAGGCUGGAAGUGGUGAUUGAGGAAUCCUAUGAGUUUAAGAGCACAGUGGAUAAGCUCAUUAAAAAGACCAAUCUGGCUCUGGUAGUUGGCAGCAGCAGCUGGAGGGAGCAGUUUGUCAGUGCAGUGACGGUGAGCGCAGGUAAUGACGAUGAGGAAGAGAGUGGUGAAGAGCGCCUUCCCUCCUGCUUCGACUACAUCAUGCAUUUCCUUACAGUCUUCUGGAAGGUUCUGUUCGCGUUUGUGCCACCUACUGAGUACUGGAACGGCUGGGCGUGUUUCAUUGUAUCAAUCUGUUUGAUUGGCGUUUUAACAGCAGUGACAGGGGAUUUGGCCUCACACUUUGGUUGCACCAUCGGCUUGAAGGACUCCGUUACCGCCGUGGUGUUCGUUGCACUGGGCACAUCAGUACCAGACACCUUUGCCAGUAAGGUGGCUGCCAUUCAGGACCAGUAUGCUGACGCUUCUAUUGGAAAUGUGACUGGCAGUAAUGCAGUGAACGUGUUCCUGGGCAUCGGUGUGGCUUGGACCAUUGCUGCAGUGUACUGGCAAAGCCAAGGCAAAAAAUUCUUUGUAGACCCAGGCUCACUGGCAUUCUCUGUCACACUCUUCACUGUGCUGUGUGUGGUGUGUGUGAGCGUGUUGCUGUAUCGCCGGCGCCCCUCGGUGGCUGGAGGAGAACUCGGUGGCCCACGGACUUGCAAACUGGUGACUUCGUUCUUUUUCCUCGGUCUUUGGUUUAUUUACAUUUUGCUGGCCUCACUGGAAGCAAACUGCCACAUUCCUGGAUUCUGAGACAGAGAUAGAGCAUGUAAAGAGACUUUAAGUUUACUUUUCCCACUAGAUAAGCAGUAACGUUUUAGUAUUUAAAUGAACUGUGAGUGUCAUGUUCUACUACCCCCAAUCCUCUCGGUUCUCUGAAGAUGUACCUUACUGUGGAUUGUUUUAUCCCUUUGCCUUACUCUAAGACCUCUAAAAUUGUCUAUUCCAGUAACCAAUGAGCCUUUUCUCUUCCCCUCCUUCCUGUAUGAGCCAAUUCAAAACUCCCAUUUCAGAUAGAAGGAUGAUGUUUUUCUACUCUUUUUGAAUGGCGUCAAGUGUCAGUAUUGUUAUCGUGUCAUUGUCAUUACGGUAUUUUCAAAUAGACAUUCGGGCCAAUGGCCCACUAUACACGUUCAAAAUCGCAAGAAAGUCGUACGAAAAAGCAGAGGACGUGGACAGAUAAUAAGCAGGUCCUUUAAAGGAAGAUGCACACUGAGAACAUCCUAAGUCUGGACUCACAAAUGCAACGUAAAAAACCAUGAGACAGGUUUAAAAAUGAUUUGGCUGGUGCUGAAGAUUACAUACUAUUUAAAAUUGUAUGAGCCGGAUUUGCUAAACCUCCUGAAACCCGGUCGGAUAAACAAGAGGAUUUCCAGUGAAGAGUUCCCACUGACAUAUUAAGCUAAUUUAGUCCAAGGACAUUUUUUGUUGUUUUUUUGUCUGACAGGCUCGUACCUGAAGCUUGAGCAUGCCGUGAGGAAGAAAGAGCCGAGUUAUGCAGUGAUGAUAUAUAUGGUCAGUAGGAGGUGGCAUUCACAGCAUGGACACCACCCACAACACGCCAAAGGGAGAAGUGUUACUAUGGAAAUCCUGAACAGAAACAGGAAAUGACCUUUGCUAUGUGUGUUCAGUGCAUGUACACAUGCUCUGUUCCUGCUUGUGUGUCUACACGGACUCAAUGAUGAUGAUGAUGAUGAUUAUUAUUAUUAUUAUUAUUAUUAUUAUUGUUAUUAUUAUUAUUUUAUAUUGAUGACUUUGUUCUUUCAUGUCCAAGCCCUGUGGUACUGUACGUUAUCGGUCGUCACUGUGUUUUCUGUGGUCACGGUCUGUAUUUGUUACAGCUGGCUUUACUCUGUGCUGUAAAGAUAAAGUGUCUGUAACUAUUUGUCUAGUGAUUGAAUAGGAGCAGGACAAAGAAACAGGGGAAGUUAUGACUACUUCCUCCUUCUCUUCCUUCUCCUCCUCCUCUCCUCGUAUCUCUGUAUUUCUGUGCUCAGGAUAGUCAUCCAUCACCGCGUAGAAAUGGAGACAGGGGGAAAAAGAAAUGAGUGUGACAGAUUUAGUACUUGUGCAGAUCUUUAGCUAUUCUAAGUAGCUACUGAUGCUUGAUCCAUUGUUUUGAGUGAUAGAAUGCGUGCGUGAGGUAUUUUUAGCUAUUCCUGUUGCUAGGCGACCAUUGUGGAGUCAUUGUCUCAUGUGUAUGCUCGUGUAUUUGUGUGUUGAGCGCCUUAUAAGGUAGAUACUUUUCUUUCUGGCUGUCUGGUUGCUCUUAAUAAAUUGGCGUUCCAAACCCAAAGCAUCCCGAAGCAGAGAUAAGUGUAAUAAUUGCAUUCCAUAUCCAGAUAGCCGGAGUGUAAGUGUGUGAGAGAGAGUGAGAAACACAGAGAGAGACAGACUGAGAUUGCUUGUGAAUUGCUUGUGAUUAAUUAUUUAGAAAACCAAGUGAUCAGGAGAAAGUAGCUUUAGAGCAGUUACGAUUGUAUGUUUCACACACAAUUUUAAAGUAUGUGAUGUGUGUGUGUGUGUGUGUGUGUGUGUGUGUGUGUGUGUGUGUGUGUUCGCUUUUCUCUUCCUGGCCUAUUAAUUUUACUUAGGUACUGACUCACAGAAUUGCAUCUUGACAGGCAUAAUGCAGAAGGCACACACACAUUCAUACAGAUCAACCCUUAACAUCUCACCGUACAGACAUCAUUCCACACAUCUGACACACAGAAACAUUUUCCAAGACUCCUCUCUUUAUGUGCAUGGACACACUAACUUGCGUGCAGACACACACACACAUUUCCGUUCGAUCAGAAGUGAUUCAGCUGCAGUAAACAGUAGGUUCAACUACUUGGUCAUUCCUGCUAAAAAAGGGUAGUGCAUUUGCAGCUUUCUUUGCGUGAUUUGUUUUAAUGUACUCUGAUUCUAGCAAUAUUUUGUUUUUAGCAGUAAUUAAUUUGAGUUAUUUAUGUAUGAGUGGGCGGGUCUAUGGGGUGUAUUAUGUAUUUAAUGAUGUGGAGCAUGUCCAAAAGCAAAAAUAGCAAAGGUCCCCAGGAAGCUUUUAUGUCACACACUGUGCAUGUUUGUAUUUGUGUGUGUGUGUGUGUGUGUGUGUGUGUGUGCUAUCCAUGAAUUAACCAUACCUACAUGUUUAUGUUCAUUUCAUCACCCAGUCUUGUUUUUCCUCCUGACCUGCUCUCUGCUCCAAAGCUCUUGAGUAUUUCAUUCAUUUCUCUUUGCUUUUAUUCACAGCGUGUUCCCAUCCAAGAGUCAUCAAGUGCUUUUCAUCGGUGUAGAUCUCAUUAAGAAUUUAUCCGUUUAUCUGCCUCCUUGUUUGCCCGUUUAAUUCGAGUUGCUCAUUUCGUGCUCUGAGAUCCGGCCUCGUGCGGGAGCUUCUGUGUGUAUGAGUGAGGAUUGUGUGCAGGUCAUCUAGAGACCUUGUUUGCUUGCAGCAUUUGCAUGUUUCAUCAUCUUUAACCUUGUUCAUCUUCAAGUGUGCUUCUAGAAAAUGUCAGCUCAAGAUAUUUUUAAACCGUAAGUGAGUUAUGAAAGUUGUUUACAAAGACAUUACACUUUCUUCAAAAAAAUCUGAAUUAAAAUUUGAAAAGCGCCCUGA